Messenger RNA from Giardia duodenalis, 1083 nucleotides. RefSeq lists its product as uncharacterized. The coding region runs from base 1 to 1083 and encodes 360 amino acids. The record is from RefSeq and is a predicted model, not a curated record. Lineage: Eukaryota; Fornicata; Diplomonadida; Hexamitidae. The transcript has a single exon.
AUGGCGCAGAACUUCAAAUGCAUCGAUCUCUGCCUUCUACUGCACAAUAUACUAAAGAUUGAAGAUAUUGAAUUGGCAGUUGAGGUCACAAAUCGCUCUGUACAGCGUUCAUUCUCUUUAAGGGAUGCAGCGACUGUCUGGCUCAACUGCCUGCAGAACCCUUCAUAUGCGAGAUAUCUUUUGGUAUCCAUUCUUCAGGAGCUUGAGAAAGGAACCUUACAAGCAUCAACACUCCCAUCUGAGUUUGUAAUGAGACGGUUAUGGACUCUGCCCCAAAUUCUUCUCUACCUUUAUAGUCAGUUCCAUAUAGUGACCGCACAGCAAAAUGCACCAAACUUCUUGCACUGCCUGCCGGAGUUUUCCUCUCACGAGAAUAUCUCUGACCGGUGUCUACUCAUGAUCAAGCAAUACUUCAAGCGUAACAUGGCCCAGUUAGGCGGGAGUGAGUGGCUUACCCUGGAGCAGCUUACCCACCCGUCUCUAACUGGAAAAGAGGCACUUCAUUCACAGCAGAGUGUGAUGUUUUCCAACCAGGUCAAUAUCGUGUUAGUAGACUCAAUAGGUUCUCGUGACGCAAAGCCGACAGAUCCUAGGUCACCGCUUAUAUCUGCAGCCAUGGAGUCACGUCUUGCAAAGCACAAUACACUCCAAUCUUUGUUUGACGAAGCAUCCAUAGAAUUGGAUCUUUUGAAGUGUUUCAGGCCCUCGCUCUCCGACCCAGGAACGGUUGUUAUAAUCAGCUGCGCAGGAACCGCCAUUUUUUCCCCUAAAAAGGGAGAUUCUUCACUUGUGAUUGGCACCUCCAAGAGCGCGAAUAUUUCCUUGCGCACAGUUUGUCCAACUGCGGCCCUGCAGCACCUUAUUCUCACCUUUGACGCCGAUAAGUGUUCAUCUUUAAUAUCCAACAUUGGCUAUGAGCAAUCUGUCUUCUAUAUGAUCUAUAAACCCGGGUUCAAAUCCACCGCGGUUGACCUUAGACCUGGUGGCAAGCUGUUUUUCAAUCUCACGCACAAUUAUGAGUCCAGACCUGUUAUGGUUGCUGUUUACAUUUAUGGUUUUCCUCUCCUUAUGUAUGUCUUUUAA